AUGCCGCUGAACCUCAUACCUGCCGCUGGAAUGAAGUUCACCACGUACGACAAGGCAUGGGACUUUUACAACAAUUAUGCAAGAUGUGCAGGGUUUGGCAUACGCAAGAGGGCAAAACACAGGACAAAUGCCUACAUUGUCUGCUCAAGAGAAGGGACGCACAAGCAGACUGUGUCAGAUUAUCACCGGAAACGUCAGAAGACAUCAAAAAGGAUUGACUGCAAGGCAAAGAUUAGAGUCAAAAAGAGGAAGGAUGGGAAAUUUGUGAUAGAAAUGGUUGAACUCAACCACAAUCACAAGAUGCUGGAAAGCCCUGGGAUGCUUUUGCACAUGCGAUCGCACAAAAAGACGAUCCUUUGA
Molecule: messenger RNA, 360 nt
Organism: Aegilops tauschii subsp. strangulata
Lineage: Eukaryota; Viridiplantae; Streptophyta; Magnoliopsida; Poales; Poaceae
Product: protein FAR-RED IMPAIRED RESPONSE 1-like
Source: RefSeq, a predicted model, not a curated record